Coprinopsis cinerea okayama7#130 is the source of this 4200-nucleotide messenger RNA. RefSeq lists its product as hypothetical. Bases 1 to 4200 code for a protein of 1399 amino acids. Gene Ontology annotation, molecular function: molecular adaptor activity; protein kinase binding. The record is from RefSeq and is a predicted model, not a curated record. Lineage: Eukaryota; Fungi; Basidiomycota; Agaricomycetes; Agaricales; Psathyrellaceae. Gene Ontology annotation, cellular component: extrinsic component of membrane; phagophore assembly site membrane; Atg1/ULK1 kinase complex. The transcript is spliced from 16 exons. Gene Ontology annotation, biological process: positive regulation of protein phosphorylation; piecemeal microautophagy of the nucleus; autophagy of mitochondrion.
AUGAUAGCGAUAUGUACUGCGGAGAACGGACAGGUGUUUCAGACCAAGGCGUCUUUGAGAGACAUUGAAAGAACAGGAAGCCUGGAGCAGUUUCUCCAUGACGAAAUAGGCAUCGACCACGACGCAAUCAUUGCGUACAUCUCCAACGGCCAACGACUCACCAAUGGCAACCUCAGAGAACUGGCUGCGACACAGGACCAGACAAUAUUCGUGUUCAACAAGUACUAUCUCGACUAUGACAUCGAAGAUGUACUGCGGGACCUUCACUUUGAGCCCCAGUUCCAGCCACCCAUGGAGGAUUCUCUGUCUGCAACACCGCCGCAACGCCAUAUCCAAUUCGCAGCGUCGUGCAUCCGCAACGCCCACAAGCACCACGAUAUCAUUGUCCAAGCUCAACAGGCCUUGCAUUAUCAGCAUGAAUCAUUGCGGAUAGCUGUAGCUUCCCUCGAUGCCCACGUUCUCGUUAUCUUGGACAGUUUCGAAGGCGUUGCCGCCAAUGCCAAGCGCGAACUCGAAAGACAGGCGACAUUGUUGGCUGGGUUGGAUGCGGAUUUGGAACUCAUCAACAGGGUGAAGCUACACGUGGAGUUCCUAUCUCCCACCGUUCGAAAAUCGAUUGAGAAUGGAGAGUCGAAGCAUCGCACCUUGGGAGAUUAUGUGUCCACUGUAAAGAUGAAGCAAGUGGGGGACGCUUGUGCUCGGACGCAUGAGGAACUGAAAGUCCGAUUCGAGCAAGUCGAUUUGGCCGUGUCCAGAGUCAGAGAAGGCUCCGACAUCAUUCGAGCUGUGCUCAACGAGGUUAAGCUGAUCCAAGACGCCGAUGCGGGUGUUCGCCGCUCCCAGGAAUUGGUGGACAAGAUAAUCGAAGCAGGAGCCAUGGUAGAAAGCCCCGCCACCAAUCUCGAUGCAACAUUGCAAGAGCUGCGCCAGUUGGACCUUUCUCAUCGUCAAGAAGUCCAGUCCAUUGCCGACAUCAAAAACUCCUACAACCGCCAGUCCCUCUCCACCCUCCGUCGAAUAAGCAUUGUCAACAAUGACAUUAUUCAAAUUCCACCCAACCUUGCAGCGCUGCAAGCUAGCUUCCGGAACAAGAACAGCUUCUCCCACAUUCAGCGGCUCCACAACAUGCUCUACGCAUACGGUGCGACGGUCAUUGAAAUUGUCCGUCGGAAGGAGUUCUCGCGUUUCUUCUACCAGAGAGCCCAGAGCAUCCUAGAAGUCAUGGCUAAGCUGACGUCUGGAGAACGCAAACGUCGGCAAGUGUACAGAAGCGAGGUUCUUGGCCAGCUGCCUUUCGAUGCCAAGGGUAUGGAUGAUCCUGUCCCCAGCAUCGACUUUACGCCGACUGGAAGCACCGAGUUCACCUAUAGCCUUGAGCGCCCUGAUGUUGAGGCUUUCCUUCGCAUCCUCGACGACCUGGAGAUUUAUGCUCGCGCCAAACCGGACUCGAUAGCUUUGAGUACCGUCCUGGAGAGCCGUGAAUCAUUACAAAAGCUAGUUGCCAAGAUGGAUAACCUGGAGGUCGGAUUCGACAAAAUUGCUGAGAAGUCUUUGUUAUCUGCCUCGCGGAUAUCCCUAUCUCGCCGACGAUCACUUGAAGCAGAUGAACAAGCCUACCAGCAACUUCUCGAUGAACUGCGGUCCACCGAAGAAGCCAAGGCGCGACAGGCAGCCAUCUUUGACGAAGAGAGGCGAAUCAUGCAGGGCGAGAUCCAACGAUUCAAACGACAACUGGAAGACGUCGAGCACGACAAGCAGCAGGCUUCUGAACGUGAGAAUCAGCUGGAGCGCGAGCUGCGUCAAGCUCGUGGUCAGGCCGAGAGCGAGUCCGCCGCCCGGCGUAUCGUCGAGGAACGGAAUCAGGAAAUGGCGAAGGAGAUUGAAGGGCAACGUGUCGCCCUCUCACGAGCUCUUGCGGAUGCGACCGAGCAGUCGAAGAAUGCCGAAAUGCUCCGGCAGGAGUUGGCCCAGGCUCGAGCCGAGUUCGAAGAGGUCAAGCAACUGGAGACCAGGAACGCAGCUAAAGUUGCGGCAUUGUUGGAGGAGCAAGGGAACACGCUUCGAAAGCUUGAGGAGGCGCGUGCGCGUGGGGAAGAUCUGGAGGCACAGAUCCAGGCGGCCAGGGCGGAGAGCGAUGAAGUGCGGCAGGCAUUGAAGGACACAAGCGAAGAGAAGGAUCGGUUACUUAAGAUGCAGGCAUCUGAACACGACCGGAUCAUUCGGGACCAUAUUGCGGAAGCAGAUGGUGACCGUGCUGUGCUCGAGCGACAGUUCUUCGAGCUGAAAGCCGUACAGGAACACACAGAACGACAAGUGAAGGAUCUCAAGGCCGAGAUCGAGGUGGCCAAUUCGGAUGCUGCUGGGCUGCGAGACGAGCUUCAACGGGUGGAACACGAACUUCGAGACGCCAAACACAUUGAACGACUGUUACGAGAGGACUUAAAGGCUGGUCGAGCGUCGCAAUCCGACUAUGAACGCCGCCUGGAGGAGAUUAACAGACUUGUGGCGCAGAUCUUGGACGUGGCGAUCAGCUUCCGGAAUACUCAAGUCAAGGCUCUCACCGCAGCACAGACCAUGUCUUCCCUACCAACACCUGGAAACAGACAUGGUGUCAAUGGAGCCAAUAUGACCGACUCAGCCAUGGUGUCAUCUGGGAUGCGUCAUCACAGCGUUAUUGCCCAGACAGGGGAGCCCUCACCAAUCGAUCCGUCAGACCCCGCAGCAGCUCUGGAGAUUCUCAGGGAAUUCGACCACGACCACUUCUUGGAGGCCAUCAAUAAGACCGGUUCGACGAUCAAGAAGUGGCAGAAACAGUGCAAAGAGUAUCGGGAACGCGCAAAAGGGAAAAUCUCGUUUAGGAAUUUCUCAAAAGGGGAUCUGGCCCUCUUUCUUCCCACUCGGAACUCUGUAUCGAAACCAUGGGCUGCAUUUAAUGUCUCGUUCCCUCAUUACUUCUUGCAAGCAACUGGCCAUCUCGCAGAGCAGCUGAAGACGAGAGAAUGGAUUGUCGCAAGAAUCACCUCGAUUACAGAGCGGGUCGUUGACCAUCAGGAUGCAUCAAGCAACCCAUACGGUCUUGGAGACGGCGUGAAAUACUACAUGCUGGAGGUCGAGGAUUGGACGCAGCCAAGCCAGAAUAAACGUCGAGUUUCUUCCAGGAAAACGACGACGCUGAUCGAGAGGGACCACAACGAGGUUUCGCCGUCAGCUCUGAAUGCAACCAAAACAAGUCCUCCGGUACCACCGCCCGACCCACUCGUUCCCGAGGUCGAGGACACGUUCCAUCCAACAAAUUCAAGGCCAUUCCCUGUGCGCAGUAGAUCCAAUUCGUCACCUACAGCGCGACCCUCUUCCCUAUCGCGCCUUCUAGCUCAAGCUUCUCCCCUUCAUGAAUCUCCUCCUGGGAUCUCCAACAAACAAGAUGAUCCCGAGCCCCAUUCAGCACCUCUACCCGAGACUUCAACGAGCCCCCUUCCAGAAGAACAAGGCACCCAUCAGACUGAAGAGGACCCACCAGCCCCAAGCCAAAUUGUUUCUCCGCCCCCUCCUUCUCCUUCUCAGUUCACGGAUUCUCUUCCUCGCCAUAUGGCCGCGGGCCACCCAUCGCCGCGUCGACCAGGAUCCCGAGCCUCUCGAUUAUCCUCGACUUCAAAAUUCUCGGUGGGGCGAAAACCAACACUAGGCGUUGUCUCGUCUGGCACCCCGAGCAAGGCAGCUCCUACGGUGGCCCUAGCAGAUCAGCGCAUCCCUGGAUCGCCUUCUUCCAAUGACGGGCCCAAUCCCUUCGGUUCGCCGAUAACACCGUCCCCUGAUGAUUCAAUAUCCGACGCCUUGGCGAAUGCGAUGGAAUCCACUGGGGAGCGAAGACGCACUGUCUCCUACCAUGUCUCCAGGUCCUCUCCCCUAACCACGGGAACUUCACAGAGCACUGCGCAACCGCAACCCAUACGACCCUCGUUGGCAGCGGCCACUGCCACCAGUACAUUGGCCAACCUCGCCAGCAGCCUGGGUGUUUUUGGGAGGAAGCGCAAGAACGACCCUUCUAACCCCCGCACUAACAGUGCUUCUUCUGGUACAGGUUCCGGUGGUGCUUCUGCCGAUACAGGCGGUACUGAAUCCGUCAAUCCAGCGAAUUCUGCCAAUGGUCCUCAAAGACCCACCACGGAGCCUUCCGCUCUCGCGCUGCUUGGUCGAUUUUGA